AUGGGUUGUGUUUGUUGCAAGUUUCCAUCAUCUUUGUCUGAUGGUGGUAAGAAGAUCAAGCGGAAGAGACGAAAAAACGCCACAGCAGACGAGUUUUCUGAAGUUAUUCCUAUCCCUUCUCACGAUUUCAAGCUGGAGUGUGUCGCGCUUACACGACGUGGGUAUUUCCCUGACACCCCGAAUAAAGAUAAUCAAGAUUGUUUCUGUAUCAAAACAAGUAUCCAAGGUAACCUAGCGGCUGGAGGGCGCUUCUUCUGUCUCAACUGGAAUGAGGGAAGGGGUCUCGAUGGGGCAGUUGCUUCGAUCGAUUUGUAUAAAGUGUGCAGAUCUUGCAACUUCUCUUCUCAUCUUAUCCUAAUACAGCCGUCACCUCCAUCCUUAUGCCUCCCACCACCGGCCGUCACCCUACCCUCUUGCUCCUCCGACCACCGUAUCUACCGCCAUGUCGAGGGUUGUUGUUGCUAUCUUUUCGUGAAGGCUGAAGACAGAGACCGACGAGGGGUUGCACCAUUUCAGUCGUGUGUAAUGAGGAAUGCACCACAGCCGCCUGUCGCUGCAGUUGCUGCCGCUCGGAGAUGCGUCCAUCGCCGGACGCCGCGACCUUCUUGCCCGAGAAGGGAGCCGUGGAGGAGCCGCUGCCAUUGGUCGAAGUCCGCUGCCAUCAUUCUUCUUAUUCUCUUCUUCCGCUAG
Lactuca virosa is the source of this 690-nucleotide messenger RNA. Lineage: Eukaryota; Viridiplantae; Streptophyta; Magnoliopsida; Asterales; Asteraceae. The record is from the annotation of a GenBank genome assembly.